This is a messenger RNA of Colletotrichum orchidophilum, 249 nucleotides long. RefSeq lists its product as uncharacterized. The record is from RefSeq and is a predicted model, not a curated record. NCBI's taxonomy places the organism in Eukaryota, Fungi, Ascomycota, Sordariomycetes, Glomerellales, Glomerellaceae. Bases 1 to 249 code for a protein of 82 amino acids. The transcript has a single exon.
AUGUAUGUGUCGACUAGAUGGAGGUCCCCAUCCACGUCUGCGGCAAGCUCUCCACUGCAUGCACAGAUCCGUUGCAGCCUCUAUUCUCCAAAGUGGAUGCAAACGGAAACAGAUGGAGGCUUGGUUGUGGCUUCUGCCAUCAGGUCCGUCUGGGACAAGUGCAAUUGUCGACCGGGAUCAUGGAAUUUUUUCCCUCCAAUGCUGAUUGAAGGAACGUUGGAGAAGGCGUUCCCUUCUGCAUUCCCAUGA